AACGGGCAGAGAACGGGCAGGGAACCGGCAGGGAGCGGGCAGGGAACGGGCAGAGAACGGGCAGGGAGCGGGCAGAGAACCGGCAGGGAACCGGCAGGGAGCGGGCAGGGAACGGGCACAGAACGGGCAGAGGGCGGGCAGGGAACCGGCAGGGAACCGGCAGGGAACCGGCAGGGAGCGGGCAGGGAACCGGCAGGGAGCGGGCAGCGGAGCAGCAACAGCAGCGGCCGCAGGUGCAGCCGCCCCCGGUCCGGCCGAGCGCGGCGAGAGCGGCCGGAGCCACCAUGGCCCGGGGGGGGCCCUGAGCCGGGGACAUCCCUGCCCCUCGCUAUCGGCCCCCGCUGAAACAGAACGGAGGGAAAGGAGAAAAACCCACCCGAACCCGCUCGGAAUUGGGGCUCUGGCGAAGGCGGCAGCGGCUGGAAAAUGCAUCUUCCUCGGAGCUGCCUCCUCCUCCUCAUCCAGGGGAGCAUCGCGCUGCUGGUGAUCCGUGACCAAGAAGAACUGGGAAAAGGUGCAGAGCAACGUGAACCCGAGGCCCGGGAGAGAGCGCGGGUGCAGGAGACGAGGGGGCCGCUCUCGCCAAAGACCCUGGGAACUCCAGCCCUCCUGCACAACACGACCCUCCUGGAGCUGCUGAGCAGCCCUCGGGAGCUGUGGGGUGUCCUGGACAACCUGUCCCAGCGGGACCCCCCCCCACACCCCAGAGCACAGAGGGACUUGGGCUCAGCUUCAGGCAAGCUCAAAAAGAUUUUUGGCUGGGGAGAUUUCUAUUCCAAUAUCAAGACAGUGAAGUUGAACCUCUUGAUCACCGGAAAGGUGGUAGAUCAUGGCAAUGGCACCGUCAACGUCUUCUUCCGACACAACUCUACCGGGCAAGGGAACAUCUCCGUCAGCCUCGUCCCCCCCAACAAGGCGGUGGAGUUUGACCUGGAGCAACAGAUCUUCAUCGAGGCCAAAGAAUCCAAAAUCUUCAACUGCCGUGUGGAGUACGAGAAAGUGGAUCGUGCCAAGAAGACCACGCUCUGCACCUACGACCCGUCCAAGACCUGCUACCACGAGCACACACAGAGUCACGUCUCCUGGGUCUGCUCCAAGCCCUUCAAAGUCAUCUGCAUCUACAUCACCUUCUACAGCACGGACUACCGGCUGGUGCAGAAGGUGUGUCCUGACUACAACUACCACAGCGAUGUCCCCUACUACCCCUCGGGGUGACGCUCUGCCCGGCUCGGGGUGUCCCGGUGACGAGCGGGUGCGGGGGGGCGGGGGGAGGGACGGGGACGGUUUUGUAAGCGGGGACGGGAGCGCGGGAGUCCCUGGAAACCAGAAACGAGGAAGGAAGAGGAGGAUUUUCCAUUUUCCCCAAAAGCUCCAAUGCCAGGAGGAGGAGUUUUAGGCUGUGGGUACCAGCAUCGCUAAGCCUGGCCUGGAUCCGCGGUUGGUAGAGCCUGGUCUGCGAAGGCAGGGUCUGAAUCCGGGACACAGAAAAUGGGACAGAAAGGCACAGUUGGGACUCGCGUUUCUCGGUACAAUGACGGGUUUGGCUGGAUCCAGGUGACGUGGCCCUGGGGGCGGGUGGAAGAGCCCGGGGAGGACCUGGGUGGGGGGUGAGGAGGGACCUGGUGCCCCUGGGGGCUGUGAGAGUCCCCAGGCAGCUGCAGCAUCUCCCAGUGUCCCAGUGCGGCAGAGUGGGACCCAGGGCUGAGCUUCCCAUGUGGGGAUGGGAACGGGAGCCAGAGGGACCUUGCCGGAGUGUCCCCCCCCCAGCUCACAGCGGCAUGGGGGGCGCUCAGGGAGCCGGAACUGUGAAUUGGCAGGUAGAGCAGCCCUGGCGGAACCUGUCAGAUGUGCUGACACAAUCCGUGAUUCAUGCGUGUCCCCUGACACGCGCUGAUUCAUGCGUUUGCCCUUCAUCUCCCCCGAGCUCCGUCCCGCCGGCCCCAGCGCCGCGCACGGACGCUGCGCCAAGGGGAGCUCUGAUUGUGGCGUUUAAUCGACUCGGAAGGGAAAAAAAAAGAACCAAAACCAACAGAAAAACAAAACAAAAUCACAAACCACAACAACGUUGUCCUUGAGAGAGAAAAUAAAGUUUUCCCGGUGGCACCGA
Columba livia (rock pigeon) is the source of this 2107-nucleotide messenger RNA. It is a transcript of the gene NXPH3, whose product is annotated as neurexophilin 3. The coding region runs from base 427 to 1215 and encodes 262 amino acids. The transcript is spliced from 2 exons. NCBI's taxonomy places the organism in Eukaryota, Metazoa, Chordata, Aves, Columbiformes, Columbidae. Gene Ontology annotation, molecular function: signaling receptor binding. The record is from RefSeq and is a predicted model, not a curated record.